UCGCCGGCCCUGCCGGUGGUGGGGCCCGCCAUGGGGCUGUGCCUGCCCUGCAUGGGGGGCGCCGUCAAGGACGUGGUGGAGACGCCCGACCCGGAAAUAAAAAGAAGACAGCUAGCAGAAGCUGCUGAGAAGAGGCAGAUGGAGGCUUCCUCUCGAGGUAUUAAGAAUGCUUACUCUGUAGAGCAAAAGAAAAAGAAACAGGAAGAAAUAGAAAAAAGAAUUGCAGCUUCAGGUUCUGGAGGAGAAGGAGGACUGAGAUGGCAGGUUGGAUAAAGAAGGGUGACUUCUGAAGAGAAGAUUGAUGUUUACUGCCAAUAACUUGCCAGUUCCUGCAGCUGAGUGGCACUUACUCAUCAUGUGGCUUUUGCUGUUUGCAUAUGAAGACUCAGCAGUACUUUGCCAUUGUGGGAGAACAGAUGUGGAAACAAACACUAAGAAACUUAAGAACUAACUCUGAACACUAA
Molecule: messenger RNA, 464 nt
Organism: Gymnogyps californianus (California condor)
Lineage: Eukaryota; Metazoa; Chordata; Aves; Accipitriformes; Cathartidae
Gene: SVIP
Product: small VCP interacting protein
Exons: 4
Coding region: 31-273 (80 amino acids)
Biological process (GO): negative regulation of VCP-NPL4-UFD1 AAA ATPase complex assembly; negative regulation of retrograde protein transport, ER to cytosol; positive regulation of autophagy
Cellular component (GO): endoplasmic reticulum membrane
Source: RefSeq, a predicted model, not a curated record